GUUUUGUGACACGAACGACUCGCAUAACUGGCGCUGUGUGCGGCAGCGCAUUUGUGCGUGCAUGCGAAAGAGUCUUGCGCUGCAAAACGACGACGCGCAGCGAUUUGGCACACAUUGAUGUGGAGGGUGUUGCUGCUGGCAACUGCAAGCGCCUUAAGGGUGCAGCCACGGCGUCGCAUACAUAGCCUGAGAAUGGCUGCUGCUGCCGCAUCAGUGAUCGUCGAGACGGAUGCCACGGACAGCGUCAAAAUUACCAUCGGCGCCCGCACGCUGCAGCGAACGGCUGGAGAACCGCUGCAGAAAGCUUUGGGCCGUCUCGCGCCGAAGAAGCCUAAGAAAGGCAAGAAAGCAGCGCCUGCGCCGCCGGCCCCGCCGGCGCGAUUGCUGGAUGCCACCGACAGCGAAGUCGACGUGGCGACGCCUCUGCUAGAUGCGCUGACGCGCGGACGAUGGCUCGAGCUCGAGGGCGCGCGCAUUCCUGUCGCCCUUAAUCCUCCGACAGUCGUGGCCGUCGAGUGCUACGGCGAACCGACGGCCGGCUCGCCGCUGAUGCCCCUCGCGGAGCUGAAGCGUGCCGAAGCAGACGACGUGUGCUAUUGCUACUCGCUGGACGGCGAGGCAUGCGGCACCGGGGCUGCCUUCACGCCGGAUGACGAAGCAGUCGGUCGCACGCUCACGGUCGAAGCGUCGGUCGGCGACUCCUGCGUCACGCGCGACCUCGGCAAAGUGGCGCCGCGGUGGCGGAGGCCGGAACACGACGCCCGCGUGGCGGCGAUCGGCGCUCCGGCCGGGAUCCGUGUUGCGACGUACAACGUGCUCGCCGACGCCUACCGCCACACCUGGGACGCCGGCAUUCACACGCACUGCGAGCCACGGUACACGGCGGCCUCCCGGCGCAUCCCUAUGGCCAUUGACGAGGUAUUAUCGUAUGCGCCGUCGAUCGUCGCGCUGCAGGAGGUCGACCCGCGCUGGUGGGAGCGCCUGUGGCUCCCGAGGCUCCGGGCUGAAGGAUACGACGCCGCUCUCGUUUUGAAGAGCGGUGCGGCGCAGGAGGGCGAAGCUAUUGCCUGGCGGCGUGGCGCGUGGACUCCCGUCGAGAGCCGCGAGAUCGCGUUGUCCAUCGGCCGCGCCGACGCCGCGGAACGGGAAAUUGCACCGCCGUCAGCUAUUGCCGAGUUCCUGGCCGCCCACCCGUCUGCCGCGGAAGCGAUGCGACGCAUCGGCACCGUCGCGCAGCUCGUCGUGCUCGAAGAUAAAGAUGGCCGCCGCCUGUGCGUCGCGAACACGCACUUGUUUUUCGCGGGGCGCGCGACGCACGUUCGCACGAUCCAAGCCGCGUUGAUAAUCGAGGAGGCGUCCAAACUUUGCGACGCGACGGGGGCUAGUCUGGUCGUCGUCGGAGACUUGAAUGCGGAAAAUCAUGAUGCGGCCUUGCGGUACUUGCUCGACGGCGGCGUCGCGGCGGACGAUCCUGAUUGGUAUACUGGUAGCACCUUCUCCUGGGGCUACGCGUCGUCGCGCAGGGCGCGCGCGAGGGCCGUCGACGCCUUCGCCGCGGCCGACGGAGACCUGGACGCCGCGCUCGACGCCAUGGACGCGGCGCAGAGCGGCGACCUCGCGGCCGAGCGGCGCACGCGCGCCGCCGCGAGCCUCCGGCUCGUGUCUCGCGAGCCGCCGAGUGGCGACGUCGAGGAGCUGGUCGCCGCGCUGGCCGCGGGCGAGACGUACAAGACGAACCCUCUCGUCGCGCUGUUUCAAAUGCGCGCAGACUGCGGCCUGCGGCGCGGCGGCCUCUCGCUCGUUGAUGGGGAACUCGAUGCCGCAGCGACAGCUGUGGAGUCGCUCCGCGCCCGCGCCGAGAGCGCCGCGGCGGCGGGGCGGGUCGCGCAGACGGCGCUCGUCAAAGCCGCGGAGGGCGACGACGUUGUCGGCAUCGGCAUGCGGCUCGCGCACUCGCGCAAGCUGGCGUCGGCGUACCCGCGGACGGAGCCCUACACGAACCUCGCGGGCAACGACUUUGUUGCCACGCUGGACUGGAUCCUCCACGAGGACGCGUUGCGGACGCGGGCCGUGGCGCCUAUUCCGGACCUGGACGCGGUGCGCGCGGCGUAUUUCGCGCUGCCCUCGGAGUCGUUCCCGUCGGACCACGUGUGUCUUGUGGCGGAUUUGGAGUGGUCUUAAAAUGUCUGUUGUC
Messenger RNA from Pelagomonas calceolata, 2194 nucleotides. NCBI's taxonomy places the organism in Eukaryota, Pelagophyceae, Pelagomonadales, Pelagomonadaceae. The record is from the annotation of a GenBank genome assembly.